CACAGGAUAGCUUUAACGUCCCAGGCCUGUCAACCGGAAGUGUGGAUGUAAACAUUGAGUUUGAGAAAAGAAGCUUUGAUAGUUUUUUCUCCCAGGUUUAAAGUAGUUUUGCAGAAGUAGUUACUGAUUUUUAUUAAAACGAUGUAAUCUGCGGCGGCGUAUCAGGUGAUUUAUCUUUUAAUCAGUCAACAUACAUGGGAAACUGUUAGCUGUGCGUUAGCUCGGCGGCUAAACGACCUAGCAGCGAUGCCUCAGGACGGAGAGCUGUCUCUGCCUCUGGUCCGCUCUCUCGACAGUCGGAUACCCGUGAAUGCUUUGUUCUGUAACCGCAGCUCUCGCGUCGUACGGCCGCUGUGGAUAGAUUACCGCGGCGAGCCUAAACCGUACCCCAACAUACACCCAGCGACGUCGUCCCAGAUGAACACCUUCGCAGGUCACCCGUGGAUGUUCAGAGAUGCAGACACUAAUGAGCCACUGAGGGCGAACUGCAAAGAAAUGUUUCUUCCUAAACCAGUAGAGGGUGGAAAUACUACAUCUGUUACUAUCACCUUACCAGUUCUCAGCCUCAAGGAUCGUGCUCUUCAGGUGAUUCGCCAUCUGGUGCGGCCAGAAGACUACAGGAGGUUGGAAAUCGCGCGAUCUCUUCACGACGAUCUGGAAGAAGAGCCCAGUGUGUUGAGAGAUCUACACCGCAUAAACCAGAGAGUAGCGCAGCAUCUGCUGGAGAAGCUCCAAGGCCAGGAGGAAUGAAGCAUGAAGCUUGGUGGAUAAUGGUUACUCAUUGACAGCAAUAUUAUAUUCCACAUUAUAAGGGAGCAAAGAAGCCUGAAUUGCUAAAAUCCCCAGAGAUCUCACAUUUCCUGAUACAUAUUCACUUGCAGAAAAAAGAGACAAUUUAUAUAAUGUAGUGACAGUAUCUACAAUUAAAUAGCAUUAAUUGUUCUCUGAAAUGUUAUUUAAAUGUCCAGUUUGUAAGAUUUAAUUGGCUCUAUUUAUAGAUUAUAGCAAAAAAAAGUGUAACAUAAUAUUGAUAACUAUGUUUUCAUUAGUGUAUAAUCACCUGAAAGAUCCACAGAGUCCAUCAUGUUGAACUGCCUUUCACGGUCACCAUAGUUUUUCCUUAACACUAGGAAGGAGAGAGUGAGACAAGGGGUUGUAAUCAGCAACUACACGGCUAGAUGCCACUAAAUCCGACCGACUGGUCACUUUAAGGAUUUCAAUGUUAAUUUCUAGAAGGCCACUAGAAAAAAUAAAAACGCCUCCCUGAUUAUGUUACUCUCCACUUUAUUUUGCCAUACAGUCCUGUUCUGUAAAAUCCUCUUCAAUCAUUUGUUUAAGAAGGAAUUUACAAGAACGUUGUGGACUGACCUCCUAAAUAUCAGAGUUUAUUAAGGACAUUGAAUAAAAAGUAUAUAGUCACAUUAGAUAUGAAUUUCAGGACAUUAUAUGUUGUUAAUAUUCUUGUUUGGGAUUAAGACGAGUUUAUCUUUAUUUAACCAUUUUACUGCACAUCUCAACUCAAAGAACAUCUUACUUAGUUAUCCUUGCUUUUAGACUUAAUUGUUUAAUCAUCAUCAAGUUAAUCUAUUCUGGUAGACAAAGGCAAAAAAAAAAAGUUAAAACUGAAUACUUAAACUGUGACAGGUUUAACAAUUAAGCUAUGAAACACUGUGAUGGAGAAGCUCUCAUUUUUUGGUUUUGCCUACUUUGUGAUUCUUUGCCUCAUUUGUUCCUCUGUCACGCUGUUUUAAAAUCACACAUUGCUACUGUAUCUCAAAGAAUUGUGUAUUUGUAAUAAAUAAAUAAAUAAAAGAUAUAUUUCUUACUGAAAAGC
This is a messenger RNA of Larimichthys crocea (large yellow croaker), 1834 nucleotides long. RefSeq names its product von Hippel-Lindau tumor suppressor (gene vhl). The record is from RefSeq and is a predicted model, not a curated record. The transcript has 3 exons. NCBI's taxonomy places the organism in Eukaryota, Metazoa, Chordata, Actinopteri, Sciaenidae. Bases 247 to 750 code for a protein of 167 amino acids.